CUCAUCUUUUGCAUCUAGCCUCCAAGUGAGAAGGUGAUGGUGGUGAAGUCUCAAUUGAUGGCGAACACAACAUGUUGAGGCAAAUCAGGCAAUGAGAUGAACUCGAGAGUGAUUUUUGCAUAGAUCGCCUUAUUAACCCCAAGUAGAGUUAUCCAAACUGAAUCAUGAAUGGUUGCUUGUACGAUGUCCGCCACACAAAGUCUCUUCACUUGGAUGGAACCUUGCUUUCCGUCACUCCAUAUUAUUUAUCAUGUUCUUUCAGGAGGAAGGAUGCAAGUUAGCAUACGAAAUCUUAUAACGACCUUUUAUAUGAACAGAUGAUGCAUUUGUAUCUUUGUUUGUUGUUGCCACUAUGGCAACCAUAUGAAUCAAUUUUGUGCUCGAUUUCUCAUUGGUGGAACUUGGAGAGUUUUCACCGCCAUUGGAAGACACGUAGAUAACAAGCUUCUUGACACCAAAUUCUAGUAUCACUCUUUGUCCCGAUACAUCGGUUGUUGUUCUUGAUGUGGAAAGGAACAACCUUUCUAGGAUAAGGGAGUGCUACAUUAUUCAUCAAUAUCCAACACUGCAAAAUCAACUGGAAAACCCAAACUUUUCCACUCUCACUAUGAGAUCCUCGACUAUGUCCUUAAAUCAAACUAUAUAUCGGCUAUUUGUAUGGGUAUGUCAGUAGGUCUUAGUUCUCCUAUGGCUAGUUCCUUGUAUAACUUGUAAGACAUCACAUUUAUACUUGCUCCCAAAUUGGCUAAUGCUCUUUCGAUGAUUGUACCCAUAAUUGAGCAAGGAAUGACCAAGAUCCAUACAUUUUGUUGAGAUUUGUUUGUGAAUGAGGGUCAAAGAUGUCAUGCUCAGAUCAAGGUGCUUCAUCAAUCUUUUUUCGUACACGAGUUCCUUGGUUCACUUUGUAUACUUGGGCACCUUAGAAAAUUUUUCUAUAAAUGAAAUUUAUGGUUGUUGUUGCUUUCCUUCAUCAUUUUUUAGUAUUUUUCUUAGAUAGAGGAAUCACAUGUCAUGUUGGAGUUUCCCCAGAUUCUCAAAUAUUAUAGUUAAUGACUUAAUUCGCUCACCAACACCUUGUUAGCAGAAUUCAAGUUUCCACCAGAUUCUUUGUUGCUUAAGGUUCUUUCCCUCCUCGAUGGGUUAUAACAUGAGACUAUUUCCUUGGAAGAGGCUCGGUAUCUCUUGAAGAUGUACCCCUCUCCUUUUAAUUUGGUAUUUGUGUUACCACCUGCAUGUAUGAUGAUAUAUUUUUCACCAUUGCUAAUGAGUUCAAUUGACCGGCCUCAAGAAUCUCAAAACGUUGAAUGGUACACUAAACAAUUUCAUCCAAGUAGUCAAAUCUCUAAUGGUUUGUAACUAGGGCUGGAUUUCGAUCGGUUUCACUCUAACCAAUAACAGAAGUGUCAGUUUUCGAUUAGCCAAAUGACAAGGAAUUGACAUCCGAGCACCGACCGACCAUGACCUUCGAUUAACCGCAUAACCGAUCGGCCGGUUUUUGGUGUUAGUCACGGUUAGCCGUGUAACCGAGAAAAUGAUGGUGAUUGGUGGAGUCGGCGCGAAAGAGGAAGGACGACCAGCAAUGGACGACCGGACGAAGUGGCGGCGAGCGGGAAAGAGGAAAGAUGGGAAGGAGGCGGAGGCGGCACUGUUACACUUCUGUUUGUCGCCUGCUCUGUUCUUGGAUGGGGGGGGGGGGGGGGGGGGGGGGGGGGGAGGGGGGGAGAGGGAGGCGGAGGUCGGAGGAGGAAGAGGAAGGACUAAGACGUUCUCUGUUGCCGACGACAAUGAUGGCCACCGAGGCGCGAAGGGAAAAUGUGUACGGGAAUUGGGUGGAGGCAAAGGCAUUGGGAAGAGGAAGGACGAAGGCACCCUGCUCUGCUGCUCGAUGAUGAUGAGGACAUCAGAGGAAGAGGUGGAGGAGGUGCGCAGGCAAACGACGAGGAGACGGAGGCGAGGCACGGCACGAAAUCGGGGAGGGAAGGGUCAAAGUCAAAUUAGGGUUUGGUAAUUUUGGAGGUGAAGAGUUUUCUGACGUUUUGGGGAGGGGGGCGAUUUUCGGUGAGCGUUGGUAGCUGGGUAACCGCGAUUAAUCACCUCCAGUUACUCGGCUAACCAAAGCCUCUGGAUCCCCUUCCGGAGACUGACCGAGGUGAUAAUUCCUUCGAUUUUCAGUUAGCCGGUAACCGACGAUUUUCAGUUAUAACGAUCGGUCACCCGCUAACCGACAACUAAUUGGCCAACCCUGCUUAUAACCACACAUUGUCCCAACCUAUCCUCCAACAUGUUGAUCCUACUAAUCAAUAUAUACAUUGUAUAGUAGGGAUCCUCAUGUGAUGAUUGUAAGUGGGGACCAGGUUGUUGUGGAGAAGUAGAAGGUUUAGCUCCAGGAGUUCCAAUAACGAAGACUUUCUCCAUCAUUGAUGGAGAAUGCACACCUCCAUUGUUAUUGAAUAUAAGUCAAAUCUUCAAUAUAAUGUCUCUAUUUAAUAUUUAUUCCUUCAAAUAUGUGUGGCUAGAAUCUUCUAUUUUUUAGGUUUGUGAACCCUAAAGGUCCCAAAGGUUGUUUUUUUAUGAUGGUUUAAUGAUGUACCAGCGUGAUUGAGUUGUUCAAUAUCCUUAUCGUUUAUUGGUAUUAAAUAUAUUACUUAUUUGUGGUUCAUAUGAGAUUGAUUGGAAACAACUUUUCAUAUGUUGUGAGAUCACCAAUGCCAAUACAUGCCUAGUAUGUCGAUUGUAAAGGAUAACUGUGAGUCCAUGACAACAAUCUAUAAUAUAACUUGCAUGUUGUUCCAAGACCACAUAACCCUUCUCUUGUAGGAAAAUUUUAUAAGAUAUGAAUAUAUAAAUUAAUUGGGCGAGAUAGAAAGUUAAAACUUAAUGAACGUGUUUGAUUGAAGUUGCAUAACAAUAUGGAAACUCUAGGGGAAACAUUACUUAUUCAACGCCUUGACUGUAUGAUCAAAGUGUUUUCAUAUUGCAUUUUACUUUAUUGCUUUUCAAAUAUCAGUGUUUUACUUUGUUUUCAACUGAUUUGCAAAAUCGAGUAACCUCAACCUCAAAAGGAUUAUCUGGAAGAACCUAGCUCUCACUUCAAAGUAGUGGGAGAUGAAUAGCCAUAUGGGAAUAUGACCUUAGUAGCCUUCGUACCUACCAAAUUAUAUUUGAAUCUUAUAACUAAUAGCGAUCUAGUGCUUACCGGCUCAUUCGCCAAUACAUUUUUGGAUCGCAGCACGGGCUUUAAUAGGAAGCUAUGUUUUGGAAUCUUUUUGUAUAAGUUAUGUAUAGUGAUAAUAUUUUUUUUUCAACCCUUGCAUUUUGAGAAAAAAAAUCAUAACAUAAUGAUUACACGAGGGAUAAUACCACUAAAAACAACAAUUAGAUUUAUAACAUGUUUUUUAUAUGACAAAUGUGUACUGAACUUUCCUUUUGGUUAAGUGGUUUUGAAUAUUUAAUAUAAAUUAUAGUAAGCA
Messenger RNA from Linum trigynum, 3470 nucleotides. Lineage: Eukaryota; Viridiplantae; Streptophyta; Magnoliopsida; Malpighiales; Linaceae. The record is from the annotation of a GenBank genome assembly.